AUGGCGGAGCACUUGGCUUCAAUUUUUGGCACGGAGAAGGAUAGGGUCAACUGCCCCUUUUACUUCAAGAUUGGAGCUUGCCGUCAUGGGGACCGUUGCUCCCGUCUGCACAACAGGCCAACCACAUCGCCAACUAUUGUGCUUGCUAACAUGUACCAGCGGCCUGAUAUGAUUACCCCUGGAGUUGAUGCCCAAGGUGUGGCUAUUGCACCAGAGAAGAUGCAGGAGCACUUUGAGGACUUCUAUGAGGAUAUCUAUGAGGAGCUGAGCAAGUUUGGUGAGGUUGAGACCCUGAAUGUGUGCGACAACCUUGCUGACCACAUGAUCGGGAAUGUCUAUGUCCAGUUCAGGGAGGAAGAGCAGGCAGUGGCUGCUCACAAUGCCCUCCAAGGCCGCUUCUACUCUGGUCGCCCGAUCAUUGUGGAGUACUCCCCUGUGACAGACUUCCGGGAGGCGACCUGCAGGCAGUUUGAGGAGAACAGCUGCAACCGUGGCGGCUACUGCAACUUCAUGCACGUGAAGCAGAUUGGUAGGGAGCUCAGGAGGAAGCUAUAUGGUGGGCGUUCCAGGAGGAGCCACGGGAGGAGCCGCAGCCCCAGCCCGCAGCACAGGAGGGACAACCGUGACCGUGGUGGUGACUUCCGCCGUGAUGGCCGGGAUGAAUACCGUGGUGGCGGUGGCGGUGGUGGCGGCGGUUACCGUGGAGGCGAUGGAGGUGAUGGUGGCGGUUACCGUGGUGGGGGCGGUGGUGGUGGCUACCGUGGAGGUGAUGGGGGUGGCUAUCGCGGUGGUGGUGGUGGCGGUUACCGUGGUGGCGGGAGGGGUGGAGGUGGUGGCAGGCAUGACAGGUACGAUGAUGGACCGAGGCGCAGGUACGGUGGCAGCCCACCGCGGCGCGGAAGGAGCCCUCCAGCAAGGGAGAACAGCGAGGAGCGCAGGGCCAAGAUUGAGCAGUGGAACCGUGAGCGGGAGGAGAAGAAGUGA
Molecule: messenger RNA, 984 nt
Organism: Triticum turgidum subsp. durum (durum wheat)
Lineage: Eukaryota; Viridiplantae; Streptophyta; Magnoliopsida; Poales; Poaceae
Source: the annotation of a GenBank genome assembly